This is a messenger RNA of Lactuca virosa, 3060 nucleotides long. NCBI's taxonomy places the organism in Eukaryota, Viridiplantae, Streptophyta, Magnoliopsida, Asterales, Asteraceae. The record is from the annotation of a GenBank genome assembly.
AUGCUUUCAUUUUCUGUGUUUGCUAACUUUAAAGGCCAAAUCUGUCCUGCUGUUGUGACAAUGGCAGCUAGAAAUAUCACUUUCAUCAGCGACUUAGACAAUAUGAGGGAUGAUUACACACUAAAAGUGUGUAUCAUCCGGUUGUGGAGAUCAUUUUCCGAAUCUGACCCCACUGUUGUGAAAUCAAUUGAAAUGAUAUUAAUGGAUGAAAUGGGUACAAAAAUCAGAGCCAGUGUCUACCGAAAAGAUUUCCAAAGGUUUGACUCCAAGCUGAAAGAAGAUGACGCUAUUUACAUCCGAUCCCCCACUAUAGCUCCAAACAAAUACACUUUUAAAAUAAGUGAUGUAACCUCCAAGUUAAACUUGCAUGGACAAACAACUGUUCAUGAGUGUCUUGGUUUUCAAUCCAAAACAAAAUAUGAGUUUUGUUUUGUAUCGUUUGAAACCAUUAUCUCUGCGACAACUACAUCUAAUAUCUCAAUUGAUGUUAUAGGUGAAGUUGUUUCGUUAGGCAAGCUGGAUUCCCGUGAUGUUAGCAAAUCGAAACAUAGGCUAACUUUACAAAUCAGAAACUUAGAAGGUUUGCAAGUUAACGUCACAUUGUUUGCAGAUUUCGCAUACCAAGUGAUUUCUUAUCUUGAAGCUCAUAAACAAGUUGGUCGUGUGGUUAUUAUUUUGCAGUUUGCAAGACUUAAUGUCUAUAACGGAAUUCCUUCUGUUAACAAUUAUUUUGAUCACACACGUAUGUUCAUAAAUGAUCUUCCCGAAAUUGUGGCCUUCACAGAUAGCUUGGUUGGAUUACGAGGAAUUCAAAACCCUUCUUCUUCUUUGACUUUUGAUAGCUCUCAAUCAUACAAUGAAUAUGAAGACUUUUUGAAUAAUCACAAAGUUAAAAAUGUUGUCGAUUUGCUAGAACCACAAGAGGUCGGGAAAUUUAUCAUUGUUGGUACAAUUUACGGUAUACGACAAGAUAUUGAUUGGUAUUAUGAUGCGUGUUCAAACUGUGGAAAGAAAGUUGAUCGAAGAGAUGUUUUUAGCGGUCCAGAUAGUGGUGAUGCAAGUGUGGUUGUUGAAUGCUCUACUGAUAAGUGUAAAAAAAAGGAGAUUUCUUCAGCUCCAAGGUAUAAAAUACCUAUUUGUGUCCAAGAUGAUUCCGGCACAAUCACACUAACUCUGUUUGAUAGAGAUGCUUAUAGACUUGUCAAACAACGUGCAAGUGAGCUCAUAGAGAAAAUCAAACAGGCUGGGGAUAAUCCGAGAAUGUAUCCUUAUGACCUCAAAUGUCUGGACGCCAUCUCACAGAGCGGUGAUAAUUUGACGCCUUCCAUGCCCGACAAAUCAGAAGCUACAAGUCCCUUCAAGUUUAAUUCACCCCCAAAUGUAAAAAAACGAAACGUUGGAGAUAUAAUUGAUGUUGAUGAAUAUGAUAAUGUCAAUUCGUCUACAAAAGUACCGCGCUUGAAUUCCAAGGUCGAUGGCAACACAGGAGUUGUCCAUCGAAGUAAAAACGUAUCCGCAUCUACAUCAAGUGCCAAUGUUUCAAAAAAAUCAAUGUUACCAAAUCAUCCUUCACAUUUAAAUGUUAGAACUCCUUUAUCUAACAUUUCCAAUGUCAUGGAUAUUUCCAAUAACAGUUUUCAAUCACCGUCAACAAACAUCAGCUUCGAUUCAAACGAAACAUUCAAAGGAGUGGUCAAUCGAAACAAAAACGUAUGCACAUCUAUGUCAAAUGGGAAAAUGUCAAAACAACCAAUGUUACAAACACCUUCAUAUUUAAAUUUUAGAACUCCGUUAUCUAACAUUUCCAAUGUCAUGGAUAUCUCCAAUAACAGUUUUCAAACACCGUUACCAAACAUCGGAAUGGAUUCAAACGACAAAAUCAACGGAGUUGUUCGUCGAAAUAAAAACAUAACCUCAUCUGAAUCAACUGCAAACAUGUCAAAACAAUCAAUUUUACAAAAUCCUCCUUCACAUUUAAAUGUUAGAACUCCGUUAUCUAACAUUUCCAAUGCGAUGGAUAUUUCAAAAAACAGUUUUCAAUCACCGUUACCAAAUAUUCGACAAUACUCUGUAAUUUCAAAUGGUGACACAUCAAACAACUCAUCUACAGUAACAAAGAGAUCAUCUUCAGUCAUGUCUACCAAUCCUAAUCGUAAUAAAAACAAAAAAAGGGCAAAUUUAUCUCCUAUUCCAAUAAUUGGUUUGACAUCCGAUCAAUACAUCAACGAUGGUCAAAGUAAUCAAAACAUAUACAACGGUAUAUCAAAAGAUUAUUUGGAUCAUGGUGAUCAGAAUGUUGUAUGCCAAACAUGUUUUGCAAAAUUAUGGAAAGAUGAAUCUAUCAAAUGUAGAAAAAAGGAUAAUGAAAAUUAUUCUCUAUGUUGUGGUUAUGGCAAAGUUGAACUUCCAGAGUUAAAGAAUGCACCUCCAAGUUAUGAAAUUCUUUUUAAAUCUGGAGAUUCUAAAAGCAAACAUUUCAUGAAGAACAUUCGUUCGUACAAUUCUAUGUUUUCUUUUACGUCGAUGGGUGGCAAAAUCGAUUCCUCAAUCAAUAGAGGCAAUGCUCCAUACAUUUUUAGACUUAGUGGUCAAAAUUAUCAUAGUAUCGGAAGCCUUUUACCAAAUCAGGGAUUUAAACCAAAAUUCUCUCAGUUGUACAUAUACGAUACUGAUAAUGAAAUCGCAAAUAGACGAACAUGCUUGGGUGGAGAAAAUCAACGAUCUACAUCAAAUUCUUCUGUCCUUGAUGAUGAUAUUAUACAAGAUUUGAAAUUGAUGUUAGAUUCAAAUAAUGUCUUGGUUCAAUCUUAUAGGAUGGUUAGAGAUUGUUUUAAUGAAAAUCCUUAUGCUGAUAUCAAGUUGAGAAUUAUUGGAAGAAGGGACCAAGAUGGAAGGACAUACAACCUACCGUCUGCUUCUGAGGUAGCAGCUUUGAUUGUUGGAGAUAUUGGUGAUUCAAUUGAUAAUAGAGAUAUUGUUGUUCAAACUUCAUCUGAGUUGACAUACCACAUCGAGGUAUUACAUCUUCAAGCAACAGCAAGAGGCCCAACUGUACAAUGA